Messenger RNA from Trematomus bernacchii (emerald rockcod), 1277 nucleotides. RefSeq names its product growth hormone 1 (gene gh1). The record is from RefSeq and is a predicted model, not a curated record. Gene Ontology annotation, molecular function: growth hormone activity; growth hormone receptor binding. The transcript is spliced from 6 exons. Bases 288 to 890 code for a protein of 200 amino acids. Gene Ontology annotation, cellular component: extracellular region. Lineage: Eukaryota; Metazoa; Chordata; Actinopteri; Perciformes; Nototheniidae. Gene Ontology annotation, biological process: positive regulation of receptor signaling pathway via JAK-STAT; response to nutrient levels; growth hormone receptor signaling pathway.
AGAGCAGCCUGAACCUGAACCAGAACCAGAACUGAACCAGAACUUAACCAGAACUGAACCAGAACUGAACCUGAACCAGAACCAGAACUGAACCAGAACUUAACCAGAACUGAACCAGAACUGAACCUGAACCAGAACCAGAACCAGAACUGAACCUGAACCUGAACCAGAACCAGAACUGAACCAGAACCAGAACUGAACCUGAACUGAACCAGAACUGAACCUGAACCAGAACCAGAACUGAACCUGAACCAGAACCAGAACUGAACCUGAACUGAACCCAGACCAUGGACCGAGUCAUCCUCUUGCUGUCGCUGCUGUCAGUGGGCGUGUCCACUGCGUCCUCUCAGCCAAUCACAGAGAGUCAUCGUCUUUUCUCCAUCGCUAUGCUGAGAGUCCAAAACCUGCACCUGCUGUCCCACGAGCUCCUCUCCGAAUUCGAGCGCUCUCAGACGGAGGAGCAGCGUCAGGUCAACAAAAUGUUUCUGCAGGAUUUCUGCAACUCAGAUUACAUCAUCAGCCCCAUCGACAAACACGAGACACAACUCAUAUCUGUGCUGAACCUGUUGUCUAUCUCGCUCCGGUUGGUGGAGUCCUGGGAGUUUCCCAGUCGUUCCCUUCCUGUAGGAUCCAGAAACCUGAUUUCCCCCAAACUGACGGAGCUGAAGACGGGCAUCCAGCUGCUGAUGAAGGCCAAUCAGGACGCAGCAGAGAUGUUUGCUGACGGCUCUCCACUGCCGCUCGCUCCGACCGGGAACUACUACCAGAGCAGCAGCAUGAGGAGGACGUACGAGCUGCUGUCCUGCUUCAAGAAGGACAUGCACAAGGUGGAGACCUACCUGUCCGUGGUCAAAUGUCGACUCUUUCCAGAGACCAACUGCACCUCGUAGUCCAGCCCACAACACGGAAACCCACCUCUAAAUGUGUAGCCCCGCCCACAACACGGAAACCCACCUCUAAAUGUGUAGCCCCGCCCACAACACGGAAACCCACCUCUAAAUGUGUAGCCCUGCCCACAACACGGAAACCCACCUCUAAAUGCGUAGCCCUGCCCCUCGAUGUGUAGCCCCGCCCAUAACACGAAAACCCACCUCUAAAUGUGUAGCCCCGCCCCUCGACGUGUAGCCCCGCCUCUCUGCUUAAUAGCGAUAGUAUUAGAAUUAGCCUCUGUUCAGUGAUUGGUUGAAGCAGGUCGUGUUUCUGAUGACUAAAUGUGUUUGACAGUUAUACAGGAAGUGCUGAAUGUUUUAAAUAAAGUUUGUGCUGUGUUGCAUUCA